AUGGGUAAAAAAAAUUUAAUCGAGCAAUCUUUUGAGGCGCGAUCUGCAAAGUGUUCAUUAUGUUUCAAAACAUCGGUGCUUAUAAAGAUCAUAGUGGAGAAAGUUUGUGGUGUUGGUGCAAAUAAGAUAGUAUCAUCAUUAUAUAUGGCACUUUUAAAUAGCUGA
Molecule: messenger RNA, 165 nt
Organism: Plasmopara halstedii
Lineage: Eukaryota; Oomycota; Peronosporomycetes; Peronosporales; Peronosporaceae
Exons: 2
Coding region: 1-165 (54 amino acids)
Source: RefSeq, a predicted model, not a curated record